AGAUCUACAACCAAACAGAUUUUUCUUCUUUGGAGCGGAGGUCUGACCUCACCCAUUCAUCCCAUCUACAUAAUGACUGAGCAGAGGUCCGGACCAUCGUCUGUGUCACAGGGUUUUGUUCACCAUAUAGCAGGAGUACUGCCCUCUGAAAGAAGGAGAGUUUUUGUUACUGGUCUAAACCCCAAGGCUUCGGUCGGUUUUUAGAUUCAAGAAAAUACCUGAAUCAUUUACACCCGACCGCUAGUGUGUGUGAGAGAGCAUGUAUACGUGUGUACGAGUCUGUGCGUGCAAGACCGAGACAGCGUGAGAGCAGCUCUUAGCUCCGCCAUCAAUAACGGAUAGAAAAAGAAAUCGGAUCCCUUUUUUCCCCCAGAACAUUUUUUUAGGAAUGAACGCGGAGACGUGCGUUUCAUACUGUGAUAUGGCAUCCAUGGAUUCGUAUUAUACCCCGUCUGCACCCCAAGGCACGGAUCACCAAGGAAACCCUUUUAGGACAUUCCAGGCAAGUGAUACCAAAUACAGCCCCACUUUCAUGGCCAACAAAGGUCAGAUUUUUGGGGAAAAGUCGCGGAGCCCUUUCCAACAGGAUUGCCCGUCAUUGGAUGCGACAUCUGAGGAAGGCACCUUCCACAAAUACCACAUUUUCAUGCAAAGGUCUUCUUGCAAAACUCCUCCAGAAGACAGCAAACUUCACCAAGACAGCGGGCACGGCGGAGCUCUCAUCCCUUGCUAUGGUAGCUGCCGUCCCAAAGAGCAGGCAUCCCUGUCGGAAUAUACAGAACAGAGCAGGACCAAAGAAAGGACUGGUCUGAUAGAUUCAGAUCUUUCCCCAAACACCGACCCAACGGCGAUGGAGGGAGGUUACCUCAGCGUCAAGGAUCCUGGGGUGAAAGGCUCCCAAGAGAGGCCAGGCCCCGAGUUGACAGGGCCGCUGGAGAAGGCUGAGGGCGAGAGCAACAAGGGCAAGAAGAGACGUAACCGAACUACAUUCACCAGCUACCAGCUGGAGGAGCUGGAGAAGGUGUUCCAGAAGACGCACUACCCGGACGUCUAUGCCCGUGAACAGCUGGCACUCCGCACGGACCUGACUGAGGCACGCGUACAGGUGUGGUUCCAAAACCGGCGCGCCAAGUGGAGGAAGAGGGAGCGCUUCGGGCAGAUGCAGCAGGUCCGCACACACUUCUCCACCGCCUACGAGCUGCCCCUGCUCACACGGCCUGAGAACUAUGCGCAGAUCCAGAACCCUUCAUGGAUCGGGAGCAACAGCACGGCAUCCCCGGUGCCAGGCUGUGUGGUGCCCUGCGACACGGUCACCUCCUGCAUGACGCCCCACCCCCACGCAGCCAGUGGCGUCUCCGACUUCCUGGGGGCACCCAGCCCUGGGGGCCCCGGGGGCCCCGGAGGACAGACGCACAUGGGCAGCCUUUUCUCCGGACCAGGAAUGGGCUCCGGCAUCAAUGGCUACGACCUCAACAUGGACCCUGACCGCAAGACGUCCAGCAUCGCGACACUGCGAAUGAAGGCCAAGGAGCACAGCGCUGCCAUCUCCUGGGCCACAUGAGACCCAUAAGCCCCUGGGAGCCCAAUCAGUGGUCCAGCCAACAUGAGACAAAAGUAAACACUUGCCAAGCAUUAACCACCGUUUGAACUGUAACCCAAAGAAAACUACAAAUCUAAACUAAAAACAACAACCUUAGUAAUUAGAAUCGUCACUCCGGAAUCCUUGAGGCCUCUCACUAUUUCCGGAGCCUCCCUUGAGAGAUCUGAGAGGCGGGUAAUGAGGGGAUUCACAGAGUUGGCUGACCUGGCCAAUCAGAAACAGCUACCGAUUCACAACAAAGGUACGCCAACAGAAAGCCUGUCGAGGGGUGAGUAGGACCAGCCAUCACUCCAACCCAAGAAGGUCAUGGAUGUUUGCGGCAUCAAGAACAACCACUGUCUGGGUUGGAUGAUGUUUACAAUGAAAAAAAGAAACAUUGAGAAAACUCAAUGAAUGAGGCAGAAUAAUUACAAACACAAAUUUCAUGCUAAACUUUGUUGGAUGCCAAAACGGUUCUAGAGGUUUCUAAAGACUUUGUUAUUGGUCAGUACACAUAUUUACAGAAAUAUUUCCCCAAAAACUGCCAUUCAUUUCUGACACAAACCCCAUCACCUGGGAGUUGACCAUCGACCCACACAGCAUUACAUCUGAUGGAAACAAACACCCAGUGAGCUUGUAGUAAUUAAUUUGCAGUCAGUUACAUCAUGCUGAGCCAAACGACAGGUGACGUAGACACUCUGCUAAGUGGCAUGACUGACACAGCCACCCACAGCAGAUCUUCUCUCAAGUUCUAUCCAAGCCGUCACUAUGGAGCAGAUAAAUCUUCCUAAGGAAAGUCUAGAUACACAUCAGGAACAGCUCAAACGCAUCAGAUUUAACUGAGAUAUACGCCAACGCGGCCAUCAUGUUUCAAUCGGGAUUUGAGACUAAGGGCUGAUACGGAUCCCAUCACAGCUGGGCACGGACCAUCGUACAGAACACCAAGGUCUACAAGUUUAAAGUUUUCAACCACAUUUUAUAGCCCCAAAUUUUAGAAAAAUAACUUCUCAUAUUUGUACCAAACCAAGUGGCUUCCAUAGAUUAGAAUCUCAGACAAAACCUCCAGCUCCUGAUGUUCUAUAGAUGAAGUUU
Molecule: messenger RNA, 2671 nt
Organism: Brienomyrus brachyistius
Lineage: Eukaryota; Metazoa; Chordata; Actinopteri; Osteoglossiformes; Mormyridae
Product: homeobox protein aristaless-like 4
Exons: 5
Coding region: 389-1561 (390 amino acids)
Biological process (GO): regulation of transcription by RNA polymerase II
Molecular function (GO): RNA polymerase II transcription regulatory region sequence-specific DNA binding; DNA-binding transcription activator activity, RNA polymerase II-specific
Source: RefSeq, a predicted model, not a curated record